AUGAAGAAUUCAAGUAUGUGUGUCAUGUGAGAGAUCAUUUUACUCGGUUCUCUUGGGCUCGGGCACUUACUUCUAAAAGGCCAAUUGAAGUUGCAUCAUUUCUAUUUGACCUUUUUCAUUCAAUUGGAUCAUCUCCAACUAUAUUACAAUCAGAUAAUGGAAAAGAAUUUGUUGCACAAGUUAUUAAAGAGCUUAUUGAAUUGUGGCUAUCAGUAACUAUUAUCAAUGGGCGGUCCCGACAUUCCCAAUCUCAGGGACUUGUUGAAUGGGCUAAUGGAAUUUUGAAGCAAAAAUUGAGUAAAUGGAAAGAGGAUACUGGCCGAAGUGACUGGUCAUUUGGUUUAAGAUUUGUUAUUACUGCAAUGAAUAAUUCAUGGUGUCGAUCACAUAAAAAAACACCUUAUGAACUUGUCUAUGGGGAUACAUCUCGUGGAAAUAGUACACUAAUUAAUGAAUUAUUUAACAAAGGUAUUUGUAAUGAAGAAGAAAUCCCACAAACAAUUGAUAUUCAAGCUGAUUGUGUAAUAGAUUUAGAUAAAGAUAUAGAAG
Diversispora eburnea is the source of this 549-nucleotide messenger RNA. NCBI's taxonomy places the organism in Eukaryota, Fungi, Glomeromycota, Glomeromycetes, Diversisporales, Diversisporaceae. The record is from the annotation of a GenBank genome assembly.